Molecule: messenger RNA, 5856 nt
Organism: Durio zibethinus
Lineage: Eukaryota; Viridiplantae; Streptophyta; Magnoliopsida; Malvales; Malvaceae
Biological process (GO): carbohydrate metabolic process; glucosylceramide catabolic process
Cellular component (GO): membrane
Molecular function (GO): glucosylceramidase activity; beta-glucosidase activity
Source: RefSeq, a predicted model, not a curated record
UUAAACUAAAAAAAAAAAAUCUUAAAUUGAAUUCAAAUAAAAUUUUAAAUAUUAAAUUUAAAGUCGAGCAAGUUCAAAAUCGAAUUACUAACCUUGAAUUCAAAUUUAAUGCUGCAUCGCUCUUCCACCCCUGACCCCUUGAUGUCAAAGAUUUGGGUGACAAAGUUUUGUUGGAUUUGCUUUAUAGUGUAGUAAUAAUAGUCCAACACCACAGAUUGAUGACCCAAAAUGGGUUGUGGAUUAUUAAGUUCGGCCUUUUGGUUAGAGAUUGGGUUAUCCUGUAACAACUUUAUUGAAGCUAUUGAGAUUAGGCUAGUCAAAGGAAUAAGAAGAUUUGGACUGAGCCCAGAUUGUGGGAUUAGGUAUACUUUACUGGACUGGAUCUAUAUUUUACAACACCCUUGGGCUUCCAAAGAAAUGAGAAAAUUUGGGGUAAAGCCCAAAUAGUAACGAUUUAAUUGCUUGUUGUGUGAUUGAAUCCCCGAAGAAGUAGGUGGCAUUCGGCCGAAAGAAGAGUACAAGUAACAAAAACAGCCCAAUGAUCAGUAUUAGACUACAGUUAAUUGCUUGAGUUAAGGCAAAGCAAAGAUUCUUAGAGUGCACAUAAGCCAAUUCAGGCCUGCCUCCAGUGGAAUGGCCAGGAAUCUGCUGUCUCAUUGGACCAUUAUACAUUGCUCUUGCAAUUUAGUGGUAGUAACUACAAAACAAAAGGUUGCAAUCUCCUGUUACAUGUUUAUAUGAAAUUGGGACUUUCAUGAAGCUGAUUGGUCUAAAGUGGGAGAGAAAUUAUCCCAAUAAGGAGACUUUAGAAUGGUCUAAAUAAGUUGGUCUUGCAUGAAAUUAGUUGCUUGACUCUCCAUGUCGUUAAGAGAAUUAUAGAAGAUUUGGGAUUAUUUCUUUGACAAAUUUCAUGAUCUUUAUUUCAAUAACAGCAAAAUGCGUGUAAAACUUUCAAAAUUAAGAGAUUAAGAUCCUUUUUUUAGAUAAUUAAAACUGUUAAAUAUUAUCAACGAAAGUUAAUAUAAAUAAUAAAAGAUGAAUGUUAGGUGCAUUAAAUUCAGAUUUGAAUCAUCUCAUGAUUUUUCGUUAUUAUAUGAUAUAUAAAUCUAAAAAUUUUAUGGUGAAAAUCUAAUAAAUUCAUAAAUUCCAAUUGAAUAUUUAUACCAAAAAAAAAAAAUCAAACAUUGAUCUACCUUUAAUGUCUACUGUGAAAAACACUGGAUCAUGAUAAGUUUAUACCACUAAACAAAUAGUCAACGGCAAGAAUAUACCGCCAGCAUCACCCAAGUAGAAAGAAACAAAACAGGAUUAUACCAUUUUCUUUGAUUUGCUCAUCCAUUUUGACUUAUUUUCAUUUUGGCUCAAUUGAUUCAAGUUUGUUUCAUUCAUGCCAUUACCUCUUUGAACAGUAUCAUAGAUAUCUUCUUAAGAUAUUAAAACUUUUUCGUAACUCCCAAGAAAGAGAAAAAAAAAAAAAAAGCUUGCGUGCUAGAUUUUUCUAUGAAUGUUCGUUGAUGGAGAAAGGGACUUAAAAAUAAUUACGUAAUAAAAGCAGGGGUUUUAAAUGAAAAUAAACUUAAAUGUUAGGGACCCACAUUAAUAUAAUUAGGCAACAAAAUCUUGUCUAACUCAGAAAUCCGGGGGACAAAGAGCACAAAGAAAAAGUCUUCUGUUCUUGUUUAUGUUUCCAGUAAAUCCCACAGAGCAGUUCCUAUAAAUUCGGCAAUUGAAGUAUUUUGUCUUUCUUUCAACAUUGUACCAACCCAUUUCUUUCCCCACAAACUAUUUCAGUUUCUGUCCAAAUCUUCCCAGUUCUAUCAGUCAUUCAGAUGAUCAGUGAUUGCUGGAAAAUGGGUUAUUAAUGGAUGCGGAUUUUAGCCGUUGACUACUUGUAUGCAUGUAUGGAUGGAUGGAUGGAUGGAUGGAUGUAUAUAGGUACAUAAGUACAUUGGAAAUAUGUCUGAGACAAAGAUCUUCGGUAAUGGUUUUGACGAAGGAGAUAAAGACACAUCUAAUCAUUCAAUAAAUAAGGUUGACCCUGGCAAGCCUGCAUCAUUGACUUGGAAGCGAAAACUAAAUGAUGAGGGAUGUGUUCCUUCAAUGUUCACUCUAACAUUUCAAGAGAAACUUCAUAUGGCUCCAAUAGGUAUUCGACUGUGGCAGCAUGUCAGAGAACAAUCAAGCAAAGGACGGCAGGUUUUUAUCAACCCAUUUGCUAAGCACUUUAUUUCAUCUUGUCAUGGUGUUCCUCUAGGUGGUGUCGGAGCCGGAAGCAUUGGAAGAAGUUACAAGGGUGAAUUUCAGCGCUGGCAACUAUUCCCUAGAAUAUGUGAAGAGAAACCAGUUUUAGCAAAUCAGUUUUCUAUUUUUGUUUCACGCUCAAAUGGUGAAAAGUAUUCCAGUGUACUGUGCUCAGCGAAUCCUGAGCUGGUGAAAGAAGAUUCAGUCUCUGGAAUUGGUUCUUGGGACUGGAAUCUGAAGGGUAAUAAUUCUACAUAUCAUGCUUUAUACCCGAGGGCUUGGACAGUUUACGAAGGUGAACCUGACCCAUCACUUAAAAUUGUUUGUCGCCAAAUUUCACCUGUUAUUCCUGACAAUUACAAAGAAAGCAGCUUUCCUGUUUCAGCUUUUACUUUCACUUUAUAUAAUACUGGAAAGACCACUGCAGAUGUCACAUUGCUUUUCACUUGGGCUAAUUCUGUGGGAGGAGUUUCUGAAUUUUCUGGUCGUCACUCCAAUUCAAAAAUAAUGAUGAACGAUGGUGUGCAUGGUGUCCUCUUACAUCACAUGUCUGCAAAUGGACUACCUCUUGUGACUUUUGCAAUCGCUGCACAGGAGACUGAUGGUGUUCGUAUUACAGAGUGCCCCUGCUUUUUAAUAUCUGGGAACUCAAAAGGCAUAACUGCAAAGGAAAUGUGGCAAGAAAUAAAAGAGCAUGGCUCCUUCGAGCAUUUAAAGUCCAAUGAAGCGUCAGUGGCUUCGGAGCCAGGGUCCUCUAUAGGGGCAGCCAUUGCAGCUUCUGUGACAAUUCCAUCUGAUGCUGUACGUACUGUUACUUUUUCUUUGGCAUGGGACUGUCCUGAAGUAAACUUUCUUAGUGGAAAAACUUAUCAUAGGCGUUAUACAAAAUUCUAUGGAACUGAUGGAGAUGCCGCCGCAAAUAUUGCACAUGAUGCUAUUCUUGAGCACAGCAAUUGGGAGUCACUGAUUGAAGCAUGGCAAAGGCCUAUACUCGAAGACAAGAGGCUUCCUGAAUGGUACCCUGUACUUUUAUUCAAUGAGCUCUAUUAUCUUAAUUCAGGGGGAACAAUUUGGACAGAUGGAUUAUCUCCAGUCCAUAGUUUAGUGAGCAUUGGAGGAAGGAAGUUUUCCCUUGAUAGAUCACAGUUAGGUUUGACAAGCAUUAUUGAUGUUCCCCAUCAAAGUGAUACUGCCAUUGACAUUCUGGGAAGGAUGACUUCUAUACUAGAGCAAAUACACACUCCAAUUGCAUCAAAUUCUGCUUUUGGAACAAAUUUGCUGCAAGAAGGAGAAGAAAACAUUGGUCAAUUUCUUUAUCUUGAAGGAAUUGAGUAUCACAUGUGGAACACCUAUGAUGUUCAUUUUUAUGCGUCUUUUGCACUAAUCAUGUUAUUUCCAAAACUUCAACUCAGCAUCCAGAGAGACUUUGCAGCUGCGGUAAUGAUGCACGAUCCUAGUAAAAUGAAACUUUUAAUUGAUGGACAACUGGUUCCAAGAAAGGUUCUUGGAGCUGUUCCACAUGAUAUUGGAAUUGAUGAUCCAUGGUUUGAGGUAAAUGCAUAUUGCCUUUAUGACACUGAUCGAUGGAAGGACUUGAAUCCAAAAUUUGUUCUCCAAGUUUAUAGGGAUGUGGUUGCCACUGGUGACAAGAAGUUUGCACAAGCUGUUUGGCCCUCAGUUUAUGUUGCAAUGGCUUAUAUGGAUCAAUUUGACAAGGAUGGUGAUGGGAUGAUUGAGAAUGAAGGAUUCCCUGAUCAGACAUAUGAUACAUGGUCCGUGUCAGGUGUGAGUGCCUAUAGUGGUGGGCUAUGGGUGGCAGCCUUACAGGCUGCAUCUGCCCUGGCACGCGAAGUAGGAGACAAAGGUUCUGAAGAUUAUUUCUGGUACAAGUUUCUGAAGGCAAAAGUUGUCUAUCAGAAAUUGUGGAAUGGUUCUUACUUCAAUUAUGACAACAGUGGCAGUCGCACAAGUUCAUCCAUUCAGGCUGAUCAAUUGGCUGGACAAUGGUAUGCAAGGGCAUGUGAUCUUUUGCCAAUAGUUGAUGAAGAUAAAGCAAGAAGUGCGAUGGAGAUGGUUUACAAUUACAAUGUCUUAAAAGUGAAAGAUGGAAAACGGGGGGCUGUAAAUGGGAUGCUGCCUGAUGGAAGAGUUGAUAUGUCAUCAAUGCAAUCAAGAGAAAUAUGGUCUGGAGUUACAUAUGCUGUGGCUGCAACAAUGAUCCACGAAGAUUUGGUGGAUAUGGCAUUUCAUACUGCAAGUGGAAUCUUUGAAGCAGCCUGGUCUGAAGAAGGACUUGGUUACUCAUUUCAAACUCCGGAAGCUUGGAAUACAGAUGAUCAAUACAGAUCUCUCGGUUACAUGCGCCCUUUGGCCAUAUGGGCAAUGCAAUGGGCCUUAUCAAGACCAAAACUUCGAAAGCAGGAGCCAAAACCUGAAGUGAAGGCAGAUUCCCUACGCAUACACCAUACUGGAUUCUCCAAAGUUGCUCGUCUUCUAAAGUUGCCUGAAGAUCAAGGAUCCAGGAGUCUUUUGCAGGUUAUGUUUGAUUAUACUUGCAAAAGAAUGUUGAUAUAAUUGAUUGCUCUAAUCAUGAUUGUGAAAAGUAAUGGUGCAUCACUCAAUAAUUGGAAAACUUGAGUCAAUCUUUGACACAAGAUAGCUUUUCAGUAUAUAUUUUUUUUUUGCAAUAUCUACAGUCUCUUCAUGUAAGUUUUAGCUGGUGUCUGAUUUCAUCUUCAUUUGCAACUACGCAGUUUGAUUUUGGUUAUUUUUCUUUAAAUUGCGCUGUGAGAAUCAAACUAUUCGAAUUGUCACCAACACAAUUCUUUUUUUUUUUUUUUAAUUUGAGAAAGGGGAAUUCGAAGUUUAGAACUAUGUUCUGAGUAGGGAUCAUGUAUCAAUUACUGAGUCAAAUGCUUGGAUGCUGUCGCCAACGCAUCAUCCAGUCUAGGAAAUGAAGCUAAUGUGAUGAGUUAAAAGAAGCUAAAUGUGUUUCUUAAAUAAAAUAUUUUAUUACCAUGUCAUAGGAUGAUGGGAUUUAAAAAGAAAGCACGUAACGUUCACUAACUGAAAUUGCCUCCAUGGAGAAAUUAGUCAACCACCUGAAAAGGAUUACAAAACCCAAAUGCAUAAUAACCGCAGAUAACAGCAACUGCUCAUUAAUCUGGGGUUUUGGUCCAAGCAGAGUUCCACAAAAAAAGGAUGGUCAACCGUUUUCUUUCUUUAUUAACUUCCAAAUAAAAAUGUUUCAAAUCCAUUUCUUCUUGUCUACAAGCGACAAGAAUUCUGUUAGUGUUUGAUAACAAAGACAUCAACAAAACGCCUAGCUCAGCAAGGGCGGUUUUCCCAGUACUGGAAAACCGCUCUUCAAAUUUCCAUUUCAUUUUCAUCAAGUGACACCUUUGCCAAUUGUUGAAUUCAUUUCUAGUUUUGCAAUUUUAUGAAAAUUUUAGGUCUUCUGAAUCCUCUAGUUUCAUCUUCUUUUUCGUUUGUGAUUAUGUAAACUGCAUGCUUAGCAAAGGAUUAAAAGAUUCAUUUGAUUUGGGUCUCUGUACCCAAUCCAAGACAUGCUACAUUGAUUCUCGUUCUUGUUUAAAAAAGAAUUCAGAGAAAUGG